Molecule: messenger RNA, 316 nt
Organism: Trichobilharzia szidati
Lineage: Eukaryota; Metazoa; Platyhelminthes; Trematoda; Strigeidida; Schistosomatidae
Source: the annotation of a GenBank genome assembly
AUUAAUUGGUGCAGUCUUCGCAGCAAUUUUGCUUCUUGUUCAUAAAGUUGAAUCACAAUUCCCGGUGAAUUACAUCUUUCUUUUACUCAGUGUAUUAACGUCGUCUUCUGGACUGGCUGGUCUGACAAGAUCGCUUCAUUUAUGGACAGCAUUAUCAUGGAGUUUGGCGAUAUUUCUAGCCGUGAUUGUCGUGUUAGUUGGAUACCAACUGAGGCAAUUGAGUAAAAGUGGGGACAAUAUUCUGAUAAUUUUGGCAUUCGGAUUGAUGCUGUUGGGGUGUAUUCUGUUAGCCGCUGUAUACUUUGCCGGCUAUAAA